AUGGUAGCACCAAACUCACCAUCUGUCAUUUAUUUAAUAACCGGAGCAAACCGUUCUCGAGGCAUAGGAUUGGCUUUAGUUCAACACGCUUUGGAGAAGCACGAGAACGCCUUUGUGUAUGCGGGAGCGCGUGAUCCAGACAAAGCCAAUGCCCUCCAUGAGCUGAAAGAGAAAUUUGUCGGCCGUCUUGAGAUUGUUAAAUGUGUCUCGGGAGACAGUGAGGGAAAUGCUGUUGUGGCAAAACAAAUUGAAGAACGUCAUGGCCGAGUCGAUACUGUUAUUGCAAAUGCAGCCAUAUGGAACUCAUUUACACCCGUUUCUGAAGUGUCGGUAAAGGAUUUUGAAGAGCACUUUCAUGUUAACACGACAGGGCCUAUUGUCCUAUUUCAAUCAAUGUUAUCUCUUCUCAAGAAAAGCAUUAGUCCGCGUUUUAUAUCCGUUAGUAGCAUUGGGGGAUGCAUCGGAAUGGGGCUGGUCCCCACUCAAGCAGGUGCUAUAUGCUACGGUGCUAGCAAGGCUGCAUUGAACUGGGCCACAAGAAAGAUACACUUCGAAAAUGACUGGUUAGUGGCAUUUCCUCUGUCUCCGGGAGGAAUUUCAACAGAUAUGGUCACCAAUGCCUGCAAUGAUGAUCCAGUAUUUAAUUCACUGGUCUCAGGUGUAGAGCCUACUGCAGCUGAGGCAGCUGUUUCUAUCCUUAAAGUUAUCGAUGAAGCAACGCGUGAGGAACAUGGGGGAGAGUUUAUUCAUUUGGAUGGGACAAAGAUAUCUUCCUGGAAGAGAAAUAAAGAAGAUAUUUAA
Psilocybe cubensis is the source of this 801-nucleotide messenger RNA. RefSeq lists its product as uncharacterized. The coding region runs from base 1 to 801 and encodes 266 amino acids. The record is from RefSeq and is a predicted model, not a curated record. NCBI's taxonomy places the organism in Eukaryota, Fungi, Basidiomycota, Agaricomycetes, Agaricales, Agrocybaceae. The transcript has 7 exons.